AUGGAACUACAGGCCUGUCAGCCUGAUCUCAAUAACAAGGAAGGUCUUGGAGUUUAUCAUAUGGAGUGUGAUCACAAGGCACAACCAGAGUUCAUGAAAGUCAGGUCAUGCUUGACCAACCUGAUAUCCUCCUGUGACCAGGUGACCCACUUAGUGGGCGAGGGAAACACUGAGGAUGUAGACUGCAUAGACUUUAAUAAAACCUUUGACUCUGUCUCUCAUGAUAUCCUCCUGCAGCUCGUGGCUUGUGCAGGUAAAACUGAAAAGCAAACUCUCACCUUCUCCCUCUACAGUAUCAUCCAAAAUCAGACACAUGCAGAGCUUCUUGUAAUGGCAUUUCCUCUUUCUUCUAGCAGUCAACUCUUCUGUUACCAGAAAUCCCCAGAGCCUUUGGCCUCUCUGGCAGCUCUUCAAUAUGUGCUGCUGGUGCCAACCGUGGUGCGGAGCAACUCUCCACAGACUGCUUGUGUGCAAUUUCAGAGUCUCAGUGAGCCUCUGUCUCUGAGUGUUGUUCUGGAAUACAGCAAUGUACAGACAACUCUCUUUGAGGAGUUUGUGACAGAAAAUGAUUAUUUCACGUGCUGCGACUUCAAGGUUCCUCCUGCUACAUCUGAUCCCCUGGCAUUCAUAUCCUUCUCUGCCAAAGGCAACACAGUCAACUUAACUGAGAGAAGAUCAGUGGCGAUUGAGAAUGUGCAUAACACUCUCUUCAUCCAGACAGACAAGCCCAUCUACAAACCAGGGCAAAAAGUGAUGUUUCGUGUGGUCACUUUGGAUAGCCAGUUCAGACCUGUUCAGGAGACAUAUCCCCGAAUCAUCAUUAAGGACCCAGAGCAAAAUCAGAUCUUCCAGUGGUUGGAUGUAUCAUCUAUGCAUGGCAUUAUCCAGCUUUCGUUCCCAUUAAUUGAGGAGCCAAUUCUGGGGUCUUAUCAUAUCAUUGUGGAGAAGAAGUCAGGGGAUAAGGAGCAUGAAUACUUCACAGUGGAGGAAUAUGUUCUGCCAAAGUUUGAAGUGACAACCAGCACACCCAGGAGGAUCUCUUUCUUUGAUGAAGAAAUCAGGGUGAAUGUUUGUGCCUUGUACACUUAUGGCCAACCAGUGCAGGGGAUUGCCCGAAUCAAUGUGUGUCAGCAACACUUUUAUAAUCCACGAUGUCAGCAAAGCCAGAAACCAACCUGUGAAGCUGUCACUGGAUUGCUGGAAAACAAUGGUUGUCUCAGCACUGUUGUCUCCACCAAAACUUUUCAGUUGUACCGCAGCUAUUCCAGGAUGUAUGCCAGCUUAAACAUAGAAACAGUCAUCACUGAAAAUGGGACAGGUAUCCAGAUGAAAAACUACGACUAUGUUGCAGUCAGCCAAGAAAAUGACAGAGUGAUGUUCAGGAACAUGGAUCAGUACUACAGGAGGGGAAUUCCUUACUUUGGUGAGAUCACUGUGACAAAUGCAGAUGGCAAGCCUGUUGCCAGUAGGGUUGUCGUGCUGGAGGUCAAUGGAGAAUACCAGGCCAACUAUACCACUGAUGAGAAUGGCACGGCAGUCUUUUCCCUUGACACAUCCAACUUCUUUAAUCCCAGUGUUCAACUUAGAGCCACACAAGCACCAGAUGACUGUGCAGAUUUCUUUAUGUGGAGAAACGAUCAUGAGUCCCAAGCCUUAUUCUUUGUCCAUCGUUUCUACUCACGGACCAACAGCUUUGUGAGAAUUGAGCCAGUGAAGGAGAAACUAAGCUGUGGCCAGCAGAGAAUGGUUAAUAUUCACUAUAUCUUGAAUAGAAAGGGCUACAGAAAUGCCACCCACACAGACUUCUACUAUGUGGUGAUGGCAAAAGGAAAAUUUGUUCUCAGUGGCCAAAAGCAAGUAAGAAUCACUCAUGCUUCCUGGGGCACUUUUGCUAUUACACUGGCUGUUACUGAGAAGCUUGCUCCCAGCGCCAGAUUGUUGCUCUAUACAGUCCAUCCUAAUGGAGAGAUAGUGGCUGACAGCUCUUGGAUACACAGUGAUAUAUGCUUCAAGAACAAGCUCCAGUUUGAGUUCUCUGAGAAGCAGGCUCUCCCAGGCUCUAAAAUCAACAUCCACCUUGAAGCUGCUGCCAACUCCUAUUGUGCCUUGCGAGCUGUAGAUCAGAGUGUCUUCCUUCUUCAGCCUGAGCGAGAGUUAUCUGCUGAGAGUGUGUACUACCGGCUUCAUUUGAGUGAUUUGUAUGGCUAUUAUUACAAUGGACUCAACCUGCAAGACGACCAGCCAGAGGAAUGUACCCCAGUCAAAACCACUUUUUUUGAUGGCUUGUACUAUGAACCUGUCAAUGUCAGCCAUGAUGGUGAUGUUUACAGGAUUUUCAGGGAGAUGGGCCUGAAGGUUUUCACCAACUCUACGCUACGGAAGCCAGUUCUGUGCAAUGAAGACAGGUUGGAUUGGGAAGAUAAUCGUAUCUAUUUGGAACAUGAUGCCAGUGGUGGCAGUGCCUUUGGCAAAGAAUUUUCAAAGAUUACUGCUGCUGGUGUUAUUAACACUGUUCGGAAAUACUUCCCUGAGACCUGGAUUUGGGAUCUGGUUCGCACAGAUUCCACUGGAGAGGCUAAUAUCUUCUACACCAUCCCUGAUACCAUCACAGAAUGGAAAGCCAGUGCUUUCUGUUUGCAGGAUGAUGCUGGGUUUGGCAUCUCCUCACCUGUUUCACUGACAGCAUUUCAACCAUUCUUUGUGGAUCUUGCCUUGCCAUACUCUGUCAUUCGAGGGGAAAGAAUUAAUUUAAUAGCCAACAUCUUCAACUACCUUGACAAGUGCAUCCAGAUCAGUGCCAUACUGGCAGAGUCAAGCGACUACAAGGUGGAAGUCCUCUCACCAGAAGUAAACACAGCAAGGGUGUGUGCCAAUGAAAGAAAAACCUAUAUUUGGGCUGCUAGCCUCCUCAGUCUUGGUGAGGUGAAAUUCACAAUUACUGCUGAAGCCAAACUGAAUACUAAAGCUGCCGAAAAUAGCACACCAGCAGAAGAGGAGACAAUUCGCACAGACACCCUGACUCAAAUGCUGCUUGUUGAGCCUGAAGGUGUUAAAAAAGAAUUGACUCAGAGCUCCCUCAUCUGUACAAAAGGCACAACAAUUUCUGAACCAGUGCUUCUCAGCCUGCCAAGAAAUGUAGUGCAGGGAUCAGCCAGAGUUUAUUUCUCUGUCAUUGGAGACAUUUUGGGUACAGCCUUAAGGAACAUGGAAAACCUCCUCCAUAUGCCUUAUGGCUGUGGAGAACAGAACAUGGCCUUGUUCACACCCAACAUCUAUGUCCUGGAUUAUCUGAAUAAGACUGGGCAGCUGACUGAAGAGAUUAAAGUCAAGAGUAUUUGGUAUUUAACCACAGGGUACCAGAAACAGCUGUCAUACAAACACCAGGAUGGGUCCUACAGCUCCUUUGGGACACGAGACAAGGAAGGAAAUGUAUGGCUUACUGCCUUUGUAUACAAGUCAUUUGCACAAGCAAGACGGUACAUCUACAUUGAUGAAAACGUCCAAUCUCAAACUCUGAUUUGGCUGGCAAGAAAGCAGAAGUCAGAUGGCUGCUUUGAAAAUGCUGAGUCACACUUCAACAAUGCUUUGAAGGGUGGUGAAGAAGGUGAAUACUCACUUACAGCCUACAUUGUGGCAGCAUUGCUGGAGGCUGGACACUCUGUUCAGCAUCCUGUGGUUUGGAGUGGCAUGAACUGUUUGGAGACUGCAUUUAGCAAUGGGGUCCACAACCUGUAUAACUAUGCCCUCUUUGCCUAUGUUUAUGGCUUAGCUGACAAACAGGAAAGAUACCAAUACUUUCUUGAAAAGUUGGACCAAAGAGCUACCAGAAAUGAUGGUUCAGUUUACUGGCAGAGAGAAAAUAAGCCACCAGCAGAACACUUCCCUGCUUUCUAUUCCCGUGCCCCUUCUGCUGAGAUUGAAAUGACCAGCUAUGUGCUUCUGGCUUUGCUCAACAAAGCCAAACUCACACCAGAUGACUUAUCAUAUAUUUCUCGCAUUGUGUACUGGCUUGUGAAACAACAGAACCCAUAUGGUGGUUUCUCCUCCAGCCAGGACACUGUUGUUGCCCUCCAAGCUUUAGCCCAGUAUGGAUACCUCACCUUCUCUAAGGAAAGUAGUAAUACAAUUAAGGUCAACUUCAUGGGAAUCCCCAACAAGGCUUUCCAGGUGAAUGACAACAACCGCUUCUUACUGCAGCAAACUUCCCUACCCAUUGUUCCGGGGAAUUACAGUGUGGAAGUGGAUGGCACUGGCUGUGUCUAUAUGCAGACAACCCUGAGAUACAACAUCCAUUUACCAAAGAAAGCUGCAGGGUUUUUUCUCUCUGUAGAGUCAGCCAAUGUGUCCUGUACAAGCAACUUCCCACCAAAGUUUGACCUUGUCUUCACUGCCAGUUACACAGGAAAUCGUAAUGUCUCCAACAUGGCUAUUGUUGAUGUGAAGAUGCUCUCAGGAUUUAAUCCCGAUAGAUCUUCCCUGAAAAAGCUUCAAUACCAACCUUCUGUUGUGGAUCAUGUAGACAUCAAGAAUGACCACAUCUUCUUCUACCUUCAGAAGCUCUCCCAGAAAGAAGUCAGCUUCUCCUUCAGUGUAGAACAAAGUCUGCCUGUGUCAGAUAUCAAGCCAGCACCGGUACAUAUUUAUGAUUACUACGAAACAGAUGAAUAUGCCUUUGCAGAAUAUAAAACACCUUGCCUCCCACCUUCCAACUGAAAUCAGAUAUGUGCCGAAGUAAUGGGAUAGAA
This is a messenger RNA of Phasianus colchicus (ring-necked pheasant), 4745 nucleotides long. RefSeq names its product ovostatin-like. Gene Ontology annotation, cellular component: extracellular region. Gene Ontology annotation, molecular function: endopeptidase inhibitor activity. The record is from RefSeq and is a predicted model, not a curated record. NCBI's taxonomy places the organism in Eukaryota, Metazoa, Chordata, Aves, Galliformes, Phasianidae.